AUGCAAAGCGGGCGUGUGGUUCAUUUACUCACCAGUUCCUAUUACAGCCUAGUCUUCAGGUUUGUUAUUCUCUGUUCAUGUACAAACUCUAUCAAUCGGUGGUCGAAAGGUCCUGUACCCAAAAGUGGAGCACCUGGCAUCUGGACUGCCAUCUCUAUGAGUAUCUAUGUUCUACCCGUUUCAAAACCUCAGAUUCGACGUUUAUAUUUCAGAAAUCUUUCAACAACGGACAUAGUUGUUAAGUUAAUAAGUACGAAGCCGAAAGUUCUUGAGCUGGCAAGAAAUCGUCUUCGUCUAGAACCUCAAUCGUACCUUUUCAUCGAAGCUAAAUUCUUGUACACUAAUCUCGGCGCCUUUGAUUACAUUCCUCCCAAGCUAAUCGGAUAUGCAAUGCCUGUUUAUUCCCACACUUUACCAAUUAUAGGUAAGUGGCUGAAUACCGAAGGAAUGGAAACGAGUAGACAACUGGCUUUUGAAAUGCAGGUCUUGUUCAGCAGUACUGUGUUCUCAGCUCGAGAUAUAAUAAUCGACCUACCAGGAACAGCAUGCCUUGUGGAAUCUGUUUCACGACCAGUUCCAUCAUCGAAUGGCGACUCUCCUGUCGAUGAAGCUGACGCAGGUUCGCAGAAAUCUACCCCUCCUUAG
Molecule: messenger RNA, 645 nt
Organism: Cooperia oncophora
Lineage: Eukaryota; Metazoa; Nematoda; Chromadorea; Rhabditida; Trichostrongylidae
Source: the annotation of a GenBank genome assembly